Molecule: messenger RNA, 1961 nt
Organism: Colias croceus (clouded yellow)
Lineage: Eukaryota; Metazoa; Arthropoda; Insecta; Lepidoptera; Pieridae
Product: protein starmaker-like
Exons: 6
Coding region: 104-1945 (613 amino acids)
Source: RefSeq, a predicted model, not a curated record
UUUAAACUGUCAAUUGUCAUAACUAUUAUAAAUCUGUUUUCAUGGUUUCAUUCAGAUAUUUUUCAGUUUCUGUGUAUAAAAUAUAUUAUUUUCAACAAUAAUUAUGAGUUCGGCAAGACAAAAUGAGCUGUCUGAUUUGAAAUCAUACAUAAAAAACAUCGACAAGGAAAUAACUUUAAUCUUGCAAAGCUUACAAUGGAAUCGAGGCACACUUAUUUCGGAAAAACCUUCUGUUACUUGUGCUUUAAAUAUGGCACACAAAGUACCACUUGAAAGUAAAGCAAAGCAUGAAGAGCAGUGCUGGCUGAAAAGUCUGGGUUAUAACGCUGAAGAUAAAUUGUUGCCGGAACCACUGGACCCAAAUGCUAAUACUAUAGUGAAGCUUGGGCCUAAUGACAUACAACUCAUAAUAGACACUGCUUCAAAUAAUGAUCCAAGCUUCAAAAAAGGCAAAGGGUGGAAGGAACCUGUGCCUCUCACUCUGGAGCGAGUUCAGACCACGUACACAAUGGAUGAGAGGCGAGCCAUCCAUGAUGCUGUUGUUGCAUCUGUGCCAGCCUGUCAUGAUCUCUCCGAUCUGGCAUUGUUUGAUGUCAAUGCCGUGAAAUCGGAAUCGGAAGAUGUAAAGAGAUCUCGCACCGAGAUUCUGGCGGAGUUACGUGAUAUGAAGCGACGACGCACCAAGUAUCGGGUCGCAGCUAAAUCGAAAAAUUACUCUGACGUCCUCCGGGAUGUUAUUAAAACACAGAUGGAGAUGUACACUGGUACACAAACAGAGUGUGCGCAUACUUCUGACGCAAAUAUAAGUUCAGAAUCAACAAGGAGAGAUGAUGACUACUCAAAUAUUCAAAUGCAUAUAAAACAUGAGAGAAGUACCUCAAGACAGAGUGAAAGUAGAAAUGGAAAUGAAAGAAAUGACAAUAUUGACCAAAGACAUAACUCAAGAGAUUCAAGAUCAUCCAAUAGACAUCAUAAAAGAAAGAGAAGUAGAAGCAAAGAAAUUUAUGGAUCCAGAGAUAAAAGAUAUACUUCUUCCAGUGAUCAUGGUAGAAAACGCAACAGGAAAGAAAAGGAUGACUACAGAAAAGAAAGAACAUCUAGAAGAGAUUAUGAUGGCAGAACAAAUAAAGAAAGUAAGUUUAGAACAGAUCAUGAUGGCAGAACAAGCCAAGAAAGAACACCUAGAAGAGAUCAUGAUGACAAAACAAGUAAAGAAAGUACAUUAAGUAGAGAUGAUGAUGAUGUAACAAAUGAAGAAAGUACAUCUAGAAGAGAUGAUGAUGACAGAACACAUAAAGAAAGUAUAUCUAGAAGAGAUGAUGAUGACAGAAAAAAUAAAGAAAGUACAUUUAGAAGAGAUCAUGAUGACAGAACAAAUAAAGAAAGUACAACUAGAACAGAUCAUGAUAACAGAACAAGUAAAGAAAAACCAUUUAGAAGAGAUGAUGAUGACAGAUCAAAUCAAGAAAGUACAUCUAGAAGAGAUCAUGACGACAGAACACAACGAGAUGAUAAACACGAAGAAAGACGGAAAAAUAGAAGAAAUAAUGAAAGUCAUAAAGAUAAACAUUCGAAACGCAAUUAUCAUUCAGACAAUAAAUAUGAAGAUAGAAGAAAAGAUAAACAUAGCAAGAAUCACGAUGAUAGAAUUAGAAAGAGAGAUGAAAGGCACGAAAGUGAUAAAUAUAAAAGAGAUAACCAAGGAACUGACAAUUAUACAAAAGAAAGAAGGCAUGAUAGAUCUAAACAUUAUAAACAAGAUACUAAUUCAAGAGAAUAUAGUGAAGAUAACAGAUAUUGGAAUAAUGAUGCAGUAAAAAUAAAGCAAGAAGUUGAUGCAAGUCCUCAUGAUAGUGAAUAUAGGAAGAGCGGGAACGGCUUCGAGGACCGAAAUCAACAAAAAGUUACGAUAAAGCAGGAGAAGGAUGAUUAUGAAUAUGAAUAAAAAAUAUUUUAAAAUA